AUGGAUCUCUGGAUUAUCCGACUGUCUUCUUCUCUCCGGUUGGAAAAUCUGGUGGAGAUAAGUGAUAUGUUUGUGGUUGUUUUAGGAGGAAGAUCCAAAGGAGAUGAGGAAUCUGACAAGGGAACAACACAAUCAUCUCUAGCUACACGGUUUUUAAUCCUUUGCAGCAGAACCAAAGUUCCUGAGUUUAGCACUCAAUGCUCUGAUGCUACAUCACAAGGUCGUAGAUCAAGAAAUAAAUGGGCACCAGCGGAUGAUGUUGAGCUCAUUGGUGCAUGGCUGAACACGAGCAAGGAUCCCAUAGUAAGUAAUGGUCAAAAAGGUGAAGCUUAUUGGAAAUGGGUUGCUGAAUAUUUCAAUGCAAGUCCAAAGGUUGUCGGUUUAGAAAAGAGAGCCCCUAGUCAUAUCAAGCAGAGGUGGGGGAAGAUAAAUGACAAUGUGUGCAAGUUUGUUGGAUGCUACGAAGCUGCAACCAAACAGAGAUCAAGUGGCCAAAAUGAAGAUGAUGUUAUGAAGCUAGCCAACGAAAUAUACUUCAAUGAUCACAAGGUAAAGUUCACCCUACAACAUGCUUGGCUUGAGCUUAGAUAUGAUCAGAAAUGGUGUGCUAGUUCAUCUUCUAAAGGGAAUGGAACGGCUAAAAGAAGGAAGGGUAUGGACGGUUCUUCAAGUUCCCAACCAGUGAACCAUAGAGAGGAUGACUCAAUGAUUCGUCCACCUGGUGUUAAGGCUUCAAAGGCAAAAAAAAAGAAUGUGAAGAAAACAGCCACUGAUGAUGAAGAUAGCAAGUAUCUGUUGGAGUUAGAGGCGAUAUUGGAGCUAAAGCAAAAAAAUUUUGCUUUGACAGAGAAGAUUAGCAAUCGUAACCUCCUUGAAAUGAUACUUGCAAAAACAGAGCCACUAACUGAUCAUGAUAUAGCUUUAAAGAACAAGCUAAUUGAUGACAUUUUCAUGUAAUCGGUUUCUGUUCUUCAUGUUUUAAUGUCAUAUUUUUCUGUUGUUGAAGUUUUAGUGUGAUGUUUAAUCUGUUUAUGUUCUUGACUUUUUAUUGUAAUCGGUUUCUGUUGUUGAAGUUUUAAUGUGAUGUUUAAUCUGUUUAUGUUCUUGACUUUUUAUUGUAA
Messenger RNA from Camelina sativa (false flax), 1121 nucleotides. The record is from RefSeq and is a predicted model, not a curated record. NCBI's taxonomy places the organism in Eukaryota, Viridiplantae, Streptophyta, Magnoliopsida, Brassicales, Brassicaceae.